UGCGUCCUCUCAGCGGUCCGGGGCUCUGGACUCCAGGCAAAUUUCUCUUGGGCUAGGGGCGGGCCGGGCGUGCGCGACAUCUCAGAUUUUUAGGCACAGAAGUGAUCGCGGAGGGGUCAAGCCUUUCACUGACUGGAUGGCAGACCUGUGUUUUUUUUUCUGGCGUCAGAAAGUGUCCGGCAAGAGAGGGAUGAGGAAACGAGCAGGCGAUGGAGACUCGCCAGUUGUCCGGGGCCCCCGGGAUGCGGCUGCUGCUGCUCCUGCUCCUGGUCAUGCCCUGGGACACCCACACCGCCUCGGGUGUCGCUCUGCCCCUCGUGGGAGUCCUCAGCUCCCGCACCUCCCUCCAGGCCCGGGCUGGUCCAGCUACGCGGCUGUCGCGGCGCAGCCUGGCGCUGGCGGACGACGCGGCCUUCCGGGAGCGCGCGCGCCUGCUGGCCGCCCUCGAGCGCCGCCACUGGCUGAACUCGUACAUGCACCGGCUGCUGCUGCUGGACACGCCCUGAGCCGCCAAUAAAGACUGCUCCGCCCGCUA
Molecule: messenger RNA, 535 nt
Organism: Cavia porcellus (domestic guinea pig)
Lineage: Eukaryota; Metazoa; Chordata; Mammalia; Rodentia; Caviidae
Gene: Pth2
Product: parathyroid hormone 2
Exons: 3
Coding region: 210-506 (98 amino acids)
Biological process (GO): neuropeptide signaling pathway
Cellular component (GO): extracellular region
Source: RefSeq, a predicted model, not a curated record